AUGGUAAUAAAAUCUUCAGGGGCUUGUGGCUGGAGGUGGGGUGAGGAAAGGAAUAGAGGGGAUCUUAGGGAGGAAGUAGGGAUGCUUGGCAUUGGUGGCAAGCUGGUCGGCAUAGUUGGCAGGCUUGGAAGCGGCGGCAAAGUAGUCUUGGGCAACGUUGGUUGGGUGGUAGGAAGCGUCGGCAGUGUGGGCUGGGGCAGGGUCGUCGGGAUGGCGGGCAUGGGUGGCAUGGCGACCUUAGGCAAUGUUGGCAUGGUGGGCAUGGGUGGCAUGGUGACCUUAGGCAAUGUGGGCAUGGCGGGCAAUGGAGGUAGCGACCCUGGUUUCGGUAAAGUUGGUAUGGUGGGAAGAGUCGGUAUGGAUGGCAUGGUUGCUUGUAGCAGAUGA
This is a messenger RNA of Eucalyptus grandis, 387 nucleotides long. Its product is annotated as peroxidase-like protein 2. Lineage: Eukaryota; Viridiplantae; Streptophyta; Magnoliopsida; Myrtales; Myrtaceae. The record is from RefSeq and is a predicted model, not a curated record. The transcript has a single exon. Bases 1 to 387 code for a protein of 128 amino acids.